Molecule: messenger RNA, 748 nt
Organism: Rubroshorea leprosula
Lineage: Eukaryota; Viridiplantae; Streptophyta; Magnoliopsida; Malvales; Dipterocarpaceae
Source: the annotation of a GenBank genome assembly
AAGGAAAAAGGCUUAGCUUCUGGUGGGAUCAUUGGUGUGGGGAAGGGUGUCUUGCUAAUAGGUUUCCAAGAUUAUAUUUGUUAUCAACAGGUAAAGAGAACAAGUGCUACCAGAUGGGCAAUGCUAGCAAUGGCUCAUGGAAAUGGAACUUAAAAUGGAGAAGGAAUUUGUAUGAGUGGGAAGCUGCUGAAGCUAUGGAACUUCAAAAGAUGAUAGAAGAUGAGAAGAUAUCAGAAGGUGACCCCGACAAAUGGGAGUGGACUCACGACAAGAGAGGCCAAUAUUCAACCAAAACUGCUUAUUCUCUUCUAUCAUUGGAGCAAGGGGAAGUGAAUGAAGCAAAGACUUUCAAAAGAAUAUGGAACCCCAGUCUCCCUAGCAAAAUUUCAGCUUUCAAUUGGCAAUUACUACUGGAUAGAAUACCAACCAAGGCUAAUUUGCUAAGAAGAGGGGUCAUUAAGGAUGCGACAGAAGCUAAGUGUGCCCUUUGUAAUGAAGAAGAAGAGGAUUCUACUCACUUGUUCUUGAACUGCAAAAUUGCAAGAUGGGUGUGGAUGGCUUGCUCAAAAUGGUGGGGGACCAACAUCACAGUGAACAGGGAUUGCUGAAAUACUUUCCAACUCAUUGGGAAGGGCACUAAAGGAUCAAACAUCAGAGAAGGCAUGGAUUGUAUGUGGAAAACUGUUGUGUGGUCCGUGUGGAUUGCUAGAAAUCAGAGGAUCUUCCACAAUAAAGAGGACAAAGAGAU